This is a messenger RNA of Amphimedon queenslandica, 753 nucleotides long. RefSeq lists its product as uncharacterized. NCBI's taxonomy places the organism in Eukaryota, Metazoa, Porifera, Demospongiae, Haplosclerida, Niphatidae. Bases 6 to 674 code for a protein of 222 amino acids. Gene Ontology annotation, biological process: ribose phosphate metabolic process; nucleoside phosphate metabolic process. The transcript is spliced from 6 exons. The record is from RefSeq and is a predicted model, not a curated record.
CCUAAAUGAAUAAAAUUUUAACCUUCAACAUGGCGGCUAAAGAUGAGGUGUUAUCUAGCACUGUUGAAAAACAGUUUCAGAGACUAAUGUCCAAUAAAGAGAGGGAUAUAAAAUCGAAAGAAUGCUCGUGGAUAUUCGAUGGGAAGUGGAUAAGAGCUGGACACAUUCAUUACAGCUUAAAAGGAGAGACUAGAGUCUGGGAAACUGUGGAGCGAACCACUAGAAAAGGAACAGCCGAUGCCGUUGAUAUUAUUGCAACUCAAAAAGAUAAGGAUAGGAUAUUGCUAGUUGCCGUCUAUCGUCCGCCAAUCAAUAAGAUAUGUGUUGAGUUUCCAUCUGGUCUUAUCGAUAAGAACGAGGAACCGUCAGAGGCCGGAGAGAGAGAGUUAAGAGAAGAAACGGGACACGAGGGAAAGGUUGAGAAUAUUAGCGUACCUGUGUAUUGCGAUCCAUGGAAAAGCACCGAAAACACAAUCUUAGUUCAAAUGUCAAUUACUGAUGACGCUGGCAAACAGUCGUUAGAUGAUGAUGAAUAUAUUGAAGCAUUUUACUUAUCACUUCAAAACUUGUUAAAGUCAUUACAGAGUUUAAAAGAGAAAUUUGACAUUGAAAUUGAGAGUAAAUUAUAUUUAUUUGCUUUAGGACUUGAGAAUGGUAAAACACUCUUAAAAUAAUAAUAAUAAUAAUAAUAAAUGAUACUUUUUCACAUAGCGCAUGUAUUUUAAUUGUCAAACAUUUCACUUGUUUAUUUGA